Brienomyrus brachyistius is the source of this 740-nucleotide messenger RNA. It is a transcript of the gene llph, whose product is annotated as LLP homolog, long-term synaptic facilitation factor. The coding region runs from base 151 to 528 and encodes 125 amino acids. Gene Ontology annotation, cellular component: nucleolus. The transcript has 3 exons. Gene Ontology annotation, biological process: dendrite extension. NCBI's taxonomy places the organism in Eukaryota, Metazoa, Chordata, Actinopteri, Osteoglossiformes, Mormyridae. Gene Ontology annotation, molecular function: RNA binding. The record is from RefSeq and is a predicted model, not a curated record.
GCCAAUAUGCAUUGCGCAAACGGGCCACUGUAUGUAUCCUGACGUCCUACGACUAAACUGUCGCAAACGUAGAGUCGUUUUACGGCUGCUGAAAAAAUCCACACGUGUUUGUUUUCUUACACUCGGAACGGCUGGAGUUGAUUCACUAAGAUGGCAAAAAGCCUACGCAGUAAAUGGAAACGGAAAAUGCGAGCGGAAAAAAGGAAGAAGAACGAACCGAAGGAGCUGGCGAGGCUAAAAGCUACGCUGGGCCAUGGUGGGAACGGCGAUAUCAGCAUGAAGGACGUGGAGCAAAUCGCUACUGUGGUGCCGGUGGAGAAGCUUAAAGCAAAGGCGGUGGACAUGGAGAUGCAAGGAGAGGACGACGUGUCAACUAUGGAUAUGGACAGCAAACGGAAAAAGAAGACCCAGCUGGACGAACACGGACAGUACCCGACGUGGAUGAACCAGAGGCAGAUGAAAAAACUAAAAGCCAAACGCAAAGCAAAGAAAGGAAAACCCAAGACUAAGAAGGGACUAGCUUGGUAAAAACUCUUUGGACAAGAGACUGAAUUCACAGAAUACUAAUGAUCUGCAUUGAAAUAUGCAAAAUUCACACUGUUAUAUUGCCCUUUUAAUGGAUGUAAAGAGUGAUCUUUGUUUUUCAGAAGAUGUAUAAUACAUGUUCAAAUGGGCUUUCUAAACAGAUUCAUGGUUUUUCAGUAGGAUAUACAGAAUUAAAGAACAUUAAAUUCCUUAAA